Molecule: messenger RNA, 1269 nt
Organism: Cotesia congregata
Lineage: Eukaryota; Metazoa; Arthropoda; Insecta; Hymenoptera; Braconidae
Source: the annotation of a GenBank genome assembly
AUGUCCGACAGUGAGGACACUGACGGCUCGGGAGUGGUGGAAUGGCCGGUGAGCAAAGAAUGGCUGGAGAACAUCCUUAAGAUUUAUCAUAGCAGUGGAACUGAGGGAGGAGAGGGGGAAAGCCCCAAGGUCACCGUCGAGGACUUCGAAGUCAGCCCCGGGUGCGUCUCCGGCGAGAGCGUACUCAGUGACAUCCUCGCUGUGGCUGUAGACUACACCCUAGACGGGGAGGAGGUCAAGCUUAAGGUUAUUGUUAAAUUGCUGCCCCAGGAUCCGUUCAGUAGGUUUUUUGUCACUGAGGCUCAGUUCGAUCUCAGGGAGAUUAAGUUUUAUACGCAGGUAGUUCCAGACUUGAAAGCGUUCCAGGAGAAGCAAUUGUCAGCCUCCAGCCUUCCAGGCUUCGAGCUGCCAAUCCCGUCGUGCAUACACGCCCACUACAAGCCAGCAGGAGGAACAGAGGAGACUCCAGAACCUCCCGAAUCAUUCCUGAUCCUGGAGAACCUGCGACCUCGCGGCUACGAAGGCGCAGAAUUCUCCCGAGGGUUGACUUUACGACAAGCAGAGGCCGCUCUGAGCGCGAUCGCGCGGCUCCACGCCCUCUCGCUCUGCCUGAAGGUCAAGGAGGGGCGGCCGCUCAGCGAGAAGUACCAGUUCCUGUUCCAGACCGCCAGAGCCACGGAUUCCUACCAACAAUUGGUGGAACGCGGUCUGCCUCAACUGGCGCGGUUCCUGGAACGCCGGCCCGGUUCCGAGGCCGUUCUGGAGGCGCUGCUGGCCUUGAGACCCAAGACCAAGGAGAUAAUAGCCUCCCUCCUCGCUCCGGAGGAUCCUCUGGCCCUCAUCACGCACACGGACUUCUGGUGCAACAAUUUGCUGUUUAAGGACCUCGACGACGAGUGCAAGUGCGCCAUCUUGGACUGGCAAAUGGUCACCUACAGCCGCCCCACCAACGACAUCGCCCUCUUAUUAGUCAGUUCCGUUCCCACCGAGCUUAGGCGUCUCCACACCGCGGCGCUGCUUGACAAGUAUUGGCAGACGCUUCUAGAAAGUUCUCUGCCUCUUGGCGUCGAUGUUCCGGAGGAUCUCAAGUACUCCCGGGAGGAUCUUGAUAAAGACUACAGAAGGUCACAGCUUCUAGCACUGCUUCUUUGUAUUGGAUCGGUAGAUGUCGCUCUAGGCGACCCGCUUACCGAACAGAGACUUAUCGACCUUCUAGAAGACUUACAUACCGACGGAGUGCUCAGUCUUGAGACUGCCAAUGUCGCGUAA